UCAAUUCAAACCAAGUAUUUAUGAAAAUACAAAAAACAAACAUCAGAUUUGAAAUCAUGAAAACAAAAUCAAAAUUAAAUGGUCAACAAGAAAGUCAGGGAGAGUGCCCACGGAUAAUAGUUUUUGAGCAUGAGAUCUGAUGGAAACCAGCUCCGUUCCCCCACCCGCCUUCCUUCCAAUCCACAAACCUCUGUGCGAUUGGUUAUAGUACCAACUACCUAGCUCUCUCUCUCUCUCUCACUGUUACUUCAGCUCUGGUCCCAUCCGGAAUUCUCCGAGCAGGAGGCAUAACGCACACCACAAAGCAUAUUUUCCUGGAGAGCGUUUCUGAAUCAACGUUGAAAUUGGCGCAUUGUCUUCAUCUUCACUACCAAAAUCCGUAUCAAUGCCUAUUAUCAGGAGCACAACCUGUGAUAUGAGAUCGAGGUCCCACCGGGUGUUACAGGACGGUUCGGUGGAGCUGGUGGUCACCGAUGGCCUGAAGCAGAGCUGCUGGGCCAACAUACCACAGGAGCUUCUCAGAGAAGUGUUGGCCAGAAUCGAAGCAUCCGAAAGCUCUUGGCCUGCUCGCCGGAGCGUGGUGGCUUGCGCCGGUGUCUGCCGCACUUGGAGGUUCAUCACUAAGAGCAUCGUCAACACGCUUCAAGUUUCCUCGAAUAUCACCUUCCCCAUCUCUGUUAAGCAGCAUGGCCCGAGGGAAAAUCCCCUCCGGUGCUUCAUAAAGCGCAACAGGUCAACCCAGACAUAUUGUUUGUUUCUCAGUUUAACUAACGCAUUAAGUGAUGAUGAUGGGAAGUUUCUUCUGGCAGCACGCAAGUGUAGACGUGCCACCUGCACAGAUUAUAUCAUCUCUCUUGAUGCUGAUGAUGUGUCAAAGGAAAGAAACACUUGUGUUGGGAAACUGAGAUCAAAUUUUCUGGGAACGAAGUUCACAAUUUAUGAUGCCCAAUCACCUCACAAAGGGGCAAAGACUACAAAAAGCCGCUCCGCUAGACUGGGAAAUCUAAAUCAAGUUUCACCCAAGGUUUCUACUGGUAACUGUCCAGUGGCACACAUAUUAUAUGAAUUAAAUGUGCUAGGCUCCAGGGGCCCAAGGAGAAUGAAAUAUGUCAUGGACACCACUCCUGCCACUGCAAUUCAACCAGGAGGGGUGAGACAAGCUGCACAGACUGGGUUUUCUCCGACCAAUGUUGAAAAAGUUCCAUCAUUCCCAUUUUUUAGGUCAAAAUCAAAUAGGGUUGAGAACUGUAAAUCUAGAUCCCGGGGCAAUGAUGAGGCACUAGUGUUAAUAAGCAAGCCUCCAAGGUGGCACGAGCAGCUCCAAUGUUGGUGUUUGAACUUCAAAGGACGAGUGACAGUUGCUUCAGUUAAGAACUUUCAGCUGGUAGCUUCCCCAGGAAAUGGACCUUCUGGAGCAGAACAUGAGAAGAUCAUCCUCCAAUUUGGAAAAGUAGGGAAGGAUUUGUUUACAAUGGAUUACCAGUACCCCAUCUCAGCAUUUCAGGCUUUUGCAACCUGCCUCAGCAGCUUUGAAACCAAAAUUGCUCGUGAAUGAUGCAUGUUUCAACAAAUAUUCUUUAGCAAGACCAAUAGCACACUGGCCAUGGUCGUUUGGCAGAGCCAUGCUGUGCCUGGGAAGUGUCUUAAGACUGAAUUAGUUUUGCUUGGAGAACUUAUAGCAUAGAUGAUAUUGAUAACUAAUAGAAAAAGAUCGUUAGUCAAGGGUCUAAUUUUUUUCCUGCGCUGUGUUUUCUUCCUUGUACAGUUUUGCAGGUUGCCAGUUGACGAUGUUUAGUGGUUACUUCUUGUUCAUGCAUCUGGUGCUGUAAGGUUUAGGAUUACCUGGUGGGAAGUGAGUUGAUAGAUUUGUAGAUUGUAAUUGGACGCAGUAAAAAGGGAUUGAUGAGAUCAGGAAAGAUCUCGUGAAAUUAGAAUGAUGUUUUGGAACUUCCCUUUUCUUCCACACGUGUAUCCUGUUCACUUUGCACAUAGGUUCAAGUUUGUUGUC
Neltuma alba is the source of this 2008-nucleotide messenger RNA. Its product is annotated as tubby-like F-box protein 3. NCBI's taxonomy places the organism in Eukaryota, Viridiplantae, Streptophyta, Magnoliopsida, Fabales, Fabaceae. The record is from RefSeq and is a predicted model, not a curated record. Gene Ontology annotation, molecular function: protein binding. The transcript is spliced from 5 exons. The coding region runs from base 386 to 1555 and encodes 389 amino acids.